AUGUCCAGGUCAAGCUCGACGCCUCUGCUGCUCCUGUGCCUGGCUGGGCUUCAGUUCGCCCUCGCCUACGAUGUCUUCGACGGCUACUACCCUGCCCUCUACAAGGUCGACUUCAUCGGGAACGACAUCCCCGUCAACGGCACCAUCGGGAAGUUGUCGAUCUCCAUGUCUGACUGCGCGACCUUAUGUAACGCCACCUCGGAGUGUCGGGGCUUCACCUACCAGAAGAGAGCGAGCACCGAGCUGAGCUCCUGCUUCGUCAAGUCGAUGAUGGUGGGUGUUGGUACCGACACCAGCGCCUUCGUCAACGCCGACCCCUACUCGUACAUCAGGAGGUCCGUUGCCGCCGACGUGUCCGGCUACCCGAAGCACGAAGUAGGAUACGAUUAUCCCGGGAAUGACAUUCAGUCAUCCAUCGCAGUCAAGGAUGCAGCCGCUUGUGGACAGGAAUGCAACAAAGCCACAAACUGUGCGGGGUUCGUCUACUACCCCAUCCCCUUCUCGGGGCAGAUCUACAAUCAGCAAGCAACGGUGGGGGCAGGUACAUGCGCGAUCAAGACGGCGAUGAAGGGGAAGUACCAGUUUCCAGCAGGAUCAGAGAUCCAAGCCUAUCACAAGUCAGCGGCUCCCUCCACUCAGUCUCUCUCUCUCGCCCUCAGCUUCUUGACUAUCUUGUUCCACCUGUCGCUCAGGUCCAGCCCGUGA
Guillardia theta CCMP2712 is the source of this 705-nucleotide messenger RNA. RefSeq lists its product as hypothetical. Bases 1 to 705 code for a protein of 234 amino acids. NCBI's taxonomy places the organism in Eukaryota, Cryptophyceae, Pyrenomonadales, Geminigeraceae. The transcript has a single exon. The record is from RefSeq and is a predicted model, not a curated record.